UCAUUUGCUGUGGUAAGUUUGAUGGCUGGUAAGGUGGCAGAGCGAGAAUUGGCGAACUGGAAUGAGGCAAAUUCCAUAGCUAACAAUGUGUCAGAUAGCGAUACGUUUAAUGAAGCAUCGCUGACCACCGUUCAGGUCACCACCACACUUGCCUUUACAAUCGGACUUGUCCAUGUUCUAAUGGGUUUACUGCAGUUCUCCUUCAUAGCCACAUAUUUUUCGGAUCAGCUAGUAGCUGGCUUCACGACCGCUGCAUCAAUACAUGUCUUGGUGGCACAGCUGAGAAGUGUUCUCGCAAUACCAAAUUUACCCAGGCGAUCCGGAUUCGCUCAGCUAUUUCUGGUUCGUUUUCGGACCCGAAGAAUAUCCUAA
Messenger RNA from Gongylonema pulchrum, 372 nucleotides. The record is from the annotation of a GenBank genome assembly. NCBI's taxonomy places the organism in Eukaryota, Metazoa, Nematoda, Chromadorea, Rhabditida, Gongylonematidae.